Messenger RNA from Panicum virgatum (switchgrass), 1856 nucleotides. RefSeq lists its product as uncharacterized. The record is from RefSeq and is a predicted model, not a curated record. Bases 101 to 1627 code for a protein of 508 amino acids. NCBI's taxonomy places the organism in Eukaryota, Viridiplantae, Streptophyta, Magnoliopsida, Poales, Poaceae. Gene Ontology annotation, biological process: nucleosome assembly; negative regulation of DNA recombination; chromosome condensation. The transcript has 2 exons. Gene Ontology annotation, cellular component: nucleosome; nucleolus; nucleus. Gene Ontology annotation, molecular function: double-stranded DNA binding; nucleosomal DNA binding.
CCGCAGUCCCUCUCGGCUCUCGCCCUCGCUUCUCCCCGUUACUUCGUCGGCCACCCAAACAAGCGGCGGGACCCGAUCUUCCGCAUCCACCUACCCAGCAAUGGCCGCCGUCGUCGAGGUGGACGCAGGGCAAGCGGCGAAGCGGAGCAAGGAGACGGAGGAGGAGGGGAAGCCGCCGCAUCCGGUGGGGGCCGUGCGGAAGCAGCGGCAGCCCACGCCGGAUCACCCACCCUAUUGCUGGAUGAUUGGCGAGGCAAUCGACGAGCUGUGCGAGGAUGGUGGCUCGGAGGAGGACUCCAUCUCGGCUUUCAUCCGCGCCAGGCACCCCGGCGUGCCGCCGGCACAUGACAGGCUCCUUCGCCACUACCUCAAGAAGCACGUCAUCGAGGGCUUCUUCGUCUGCACCGCGGCGGGGCAGUACUUGCGCAGCCCCAAGGAGGACACGGAUGUGGAUCGCCCGGUGGAACAGGCCGCGGUGGGCUUAUCCAAGAAAGUGGCGGACGCCAGGAAGGAUGGGGCAGUGGCCGGACUGGCCGCUGCUCAGGAGUAUGUUCCAGCGUCACCAGUUGCUGUUGCCGAGUGGAAGGACGGAAGCCAGGCAGCAUCCUCGCUGCCCAAGCGCCGCGGACGGCGUCGUGCCGUGGUGGGACUGGCCGUGGGUGAGGACUCUGUUCCAACUUCACCAGUUGCUGUUGCUGACAGGAAGGAUGGAAGCCAGGCAGUGUCCUCGACGCCCAAGCGUCGCGGGCUGCGUCAAGCCGCUGCACGACUGGCUGCUGCCGAGGACUCUCUUCCAACUUCACCUGCUGCUGUUGCCAACAAGGAUGGAGAUCAGGCAGCAUCCUCGACAUUCAAGCGCCGUGACAGCAGCGAAGUUCCAUACACCACGGACAAGGAGCUGGCGCUGGUGAUUAUGGGCAAUGCCUCUGCAACAACAUCGAUCAUGGACAAGGCAUGCACCGAGGCCACUCCAACUUCGCCCGUGGACGGUGGUCAGCCUCUCGAGCUGGCCCUGGCGACCACCACCGACGUGCCUGUGCCUGUGGCAACGCCUGCCAUAGACUACAAGAGGGACGGCCAUGAAGCCCCAUCCUUUGACCUGGCACUCGUGGCCAAGACUGAUGACAUUUGCACAGUGUCCACUUCACCAGAGUCCAGCAGCCAGGCUUGCGAGCUGGUGGUCGUGGCUGCUGAUGACGGCUCUGUUCCUGUGUUGUUGGUUGCUGAGAAGGAUGGUAUUGAGGAGGCUCCAUAUGCAACCAACAAGAGUGUUCGUCAGCCUCGCAAGGCAGGCUCUGUCCGUACUGCAGGAAAGAAGGAUGAUGGCAAGGCUCCAUCAGCUACACCCAAGAGCCAUCGCCGGCAGUGCACAGGGGUGGCGGUGGCUACCAACCGCUCUGCUCCUACACCAGUUGCUGGCAAGAAGGCAGGCCGUAAGGUCUCAUUUGCAUCACCCAAGCUGAUACCAGUGACUGCCGGUGGCUGCUCUACCCCAGCGUCUGUUGCUGAUCGGGGCAGCAUCCAGGCUCGCAAACUAUACCCAGUGACAGCUGAAGAGAUACCAAAUGAUCCGGCGUGUUGUUUGCUCGCUCUGCCUUGUCUAACCCCGGCUGCAGCGAACGCAUAGCUUGAAAACCUGGGCUCCCUGAAUCAUCUCGUAAGCUUAAGAACACUUUCAGAAUUGCUAAAUGCAGUGGGUAGAAUAUAACUUAAUGAACUAUGAGAGAUUCGUAGCAGUUAUAUGCUUUAUCUUAACUGUCGGUUCAUGUGAAUAUAUUCUGGAAAUGUAUCUUGCUGGAAUAUUCAAGUUUAUUAUGCAGUUUUUGCAAUUCAUUCACAUCUGGGGUCUUCAAACC